AUGCUCACAUUUGCAGGUGAUCCCACUCGAUUUGAAGAUGCUGUAAAGAGUGAGAAAUGGAGAAAAGCCAUGGAUGUAGAAAUAGAAGCAAUUAGCAGAAACGAUACUUGGAAAUCGAUAGAAUUACCCGAAAAUGGAAAGAUUAUUGGAGUGAAAUGGGCUUACAAGACCAAAUUUAAUGAAAAUGGAGAAAUAGACCAGCACAAGACAAGGUUAGUGGUGAAGGGAUAUUCUCAGCAACAAGGUGUAGAUUAUACUAAAGUAUUUGCUCCCUGCGGCAAGAAUGGAAGCAAAUCGUUUGGUGGUGGCACUUGCAGCUCAAAGAGGACGGUUCAUGUAUCAAUUAAAUGUAAAGUCUCCAUUUUUAUCUAG
This is a messenger RNA of Cucurbita maxima (winter squash), 372 nucleotides long. RefSeq lists its product as uncharacterized. The transcript has a single exon. The record is from RefSeq and is a predicted model, not a curated record. Lineage: Eukaryota; Viridiplantae; Streptophyta; Magnoliopsida; Cucurbitales; Cucurbitaceae. Bases 1 to 372 code for a protein of 123 amino acids.